Messenger RNA from Peronospora matthiolae, 204 nucleotides. The record is from the annotation of a GenBank genome assembly. Lineage: Eukaryota; Oomycota; Peronosporomycetes; Peronosporales; Peronosporaceae.
AUGACGCCCGCUACGGGUGGUACUGUUGUAAGUGUGACGGAGCAAGCUGACACUGUGCCAGGCAAGUCGGUGAAGACCGAGGUGUUCCGCUCCGGAGAGACCGGACGGCAGCAUCGUGACCAAGACGGUCCGCACGACGACUUGCACCACGAAGCCUGCGGACGGCGAGCUCGUGACGACGAUCGAGGUGGAAACGACGACUGA